AUGGCCCUCCGCGAGCUCGGCGCGCGCCUGAGCUGCGCCCUCCGCACCGAUGCGCGCCCCUGCUUGAGCGCCGCCGCGCCCCUUGGCCGCCGCAAUGCCUCCUCGUCGCCGGCCACGGACCCCAGCGAUGACCUGGAGGACGCCUCGUCGUUCGCCGCGCCGCCCCCGGAAGGAGAAAUCAUCAAGACAUGGGAUCCGAUAGGGCGGCAGAAGCAGAGAGCAAGGCCCUUGCCAUCCAGCAGAUACCAGUUCCGAUCCCCCAAGUACUACCGUGGCCCUCUGCAUCCACACCAACCUCCGCCCAAGGCCGAUCCGUCCUCUCGCCUGUUCAUCCCCGGACCGUUCACAUCGCCGCGCCUGGAGCAAACCUACGAAAGCACAAUCCAAUCCGACCUGAUGACCUUGGCGUACCACCAUCACCCCCCAGGCUAUCGUGCACCGCCAAAGUCACAGAGAUUACGAGAGUGGGUUGGCGAUUCACCAUACUUCAAGAACCGCCCUCUGAGAGGCCCUCGCGGUGGAGACACACUCCGUCUCCUGCGGAAGCCUAUCACGUUCAACAACGUUCCCAAGCUGGAGAGCAUCACGGUCCACAGCAUGGUGAAGAAAGCGUCAGAAGACUCAGCACACCUUCACGUUGCUGGCAUGGUUAUCCAGGCCAUAACAGGCAUUCGCACCACUGCUCACAAGUCCAGGCAGAGCGUGUCGCAAUGGGGGUUGCGUGAAGGCAGAUUUAUCGCCGUCAAGGCCGAGCUCACGGGUGAGGCCAUGUACGAUUUCCUGGGGAAGACAAUCGACCUGGUGCUGCCGAGGAUCAAGGAAUGGAAGGGAGCCAAGGGCACUUCGGGAGACAGCAGCGGCAACAUCGGGUUUGGUUUGCCCCCCGAUGCUGUGGCCUUGUACCCGGAGGUUGAGGUCAAUUACGACAUGUACCCGCCCAAGAUGAUACCGGGUUGCCAUAUCAUUGUGAAGACGUCGGCAAACACCGAUAUGGAGGCAAGAAUGCUGGUCAACGCCGUUGGUAUUCCGUUCUACGGCAAGUUCAGGAACUGA
Molecule: messenger RNA, 1053 nt
Organism: Diplodia corticola
Lineage: Eukaryota; Fungi; Ascomycota; Dothideomycetes; Botryosphaeriales; Botryosphaeriaceae
Product: mitochondrial 54s ribosomal protein 7 5
Exons: 3
Coding region: 1-1053 (350 amino acids)
Biological process (GO): translation
Cellular component (GO): cytosolic large ribosomal subunit; ribosome
Molecular function (GO): structural constituent of ribosome; RNA binding
Source: RefSeq, a predicted model, not a curated record